This is a messenger RNA of Aspergillus luchuensis, 1455 nucleotides long. RefSeq names its product ERMES complex subunit MMM1 (gene mmm1). Gene Ontology annotation, cellular component: ERMES complex; endoplasmic reticulum. Gene Ontology annotation, biological process: phospholipid transport; mitochondrion organization. Lineage: Eukaryota; Fungi; Ascomycota; Eurotiomycetes; Eurotiales; Aspergillaceae. Gene Ontology annotation, molecular function: lipid binding. Bases 1 to 1455 code for a protein of 484 amino acids. The transcript has 3 exons. The record is from RefSeq and is a predicted model, not a curated record.
AUGUCUUUCCAACAAAGUGAAACGGUGCCCGUUCCGGCUCAAUCCUCCCUAUCUUUCACGCAGGGGUUUUUGCUUGGGCAGCUGUCCGUGGUGCUGUUGAUCGGAGCCUUCAUCAAGUUCUUCAUUUUCGGCGAAGCUCCUCCGCCGCCCUCCCGCGGCCUUUCACAUCGAGCCUCUACCCAUCGGCGUUCCAAUUCCAUCUAUACAAUUAACCCUAACGAGGCCAAUAACCGGUCAUUGAGGGAGAAGCCGUCGAAUUCGAACGUUCUCCGUCCGGUGCCUUCCUCCUCGACGAAUACCCGCUCUAUCCUCCGCAAAACCUACUACAGCGCCAUUCCUACAAAUCCCUCGAAACAUGGCAGGCAUAAGAUUCAUCAUUCGUCGCAUCAGCCAGAGUCUCUGGACUGGUUCAAUGUGUUGAUCGCCCAGACUAUUGCUCAAUACAGACAAACAGCGUACUCGUUGAAGGACUCUCCGACCUCGUCCAUCCUCAGCUCGCUCAAUGCCUCCCUCAACAAUCCCGAGAAAAAGCCGUCUUUCAUAGACAAUAUCAACGUCACAGAUAUCUCGCUUGGUGAAGAAUUUCCCAUCUUCAGCAACUGCCGUAUCAUUGCUGUCGAUGACCCCAAUUCCGAUGGCGGGAGACUCCAAGCCCUGAUGGACGUCGACUUGAGCGACGACAACUUGUCAAUCGCCAUCGAAACUUCCUUGCUGCUUAAUUAUCCUAAGCCGUGCUCCGCGAUUCUCCCUGUGGCACUUUCUGUUUCUGUUGUCCGGUUUUCGGGCACUUUAUGUAUCUCUCUUGUUCCCGCGUCCACCCCUCCCCUCCAUACUCCCUCCCCAUCCCCAUCCCCUCCCACCGCUGAUGAUGGGAACUCGCGCGGCAAGGCAACCGGAGCCGCCAACGCACAAGCGGCCGACGAGGAAGCUGAUGGACUUCCACCAAAGUCCAGCCCGAAGAGCAAUGUUGCAUUCUCUUUCCUUCCGGAUUACCGGCUGGAUCUCUCCGUUCGAUCCCUCAUCGGCUCCCGGAGCAGGCUCCAGGACGUGCCUAAGGUGGCUCAGCUAGUGGAAGCUCGUGUGCACGCGUGGUUCGAGGAGCGAGUGGUCGAGCCCCGAGUGCAAGUAGUCGGGCUGCCUGAUCUAUGGCCCCGCAUGGGGCGGACCGGUGUCCGUACCGGUGACGACUCGGAAACCGGCUCGAACGCAGCAUCUCGGAGUGCCAUGUCGGCUGAUCUUGGAGAUCAUCAUUUGGGGGAUCGAGAACCCGAGGGCCUACGGUUCCGGGGUGGACUUGCUUCACGGCCCCAGUUCGAUAGCGUCUCGCGAACGAGCAGCUACAACGUCGAGACAGGGGACCUGCGCAGUCCCAGCUUGGUCCGAGAGGAGAGUUCAGGAGCGCUUAGCGAACAAUUUCAGAUGCCUGGCUCUUUGUCCGGCGCGGCUGCUCGCUGA